AUGUUCUCUGAAUACGCAUCUAGGUUCCUUGCACAGUCCCAGUCACGUAUCAGCUUCGCGCCAGCGGAAGAGCGUCGAUCUGGGGAUGGCCAGGGUCGACGACACAACCCAACAUGGAGAACGUCGACUACAUCUAGGACACUGGCUCCCCGUGCCCCAAACCCCUAUCAACCGACAUCCUCACAAUUGUCCGCAUUUCCGUUCGCGUCUCGUCUGAAUUCUCAACAAGCCCCUCUUUUCUACAGUGCAACAGAUGAGUUUCGGGAAGAGAACGAUGAGGAGGAACAUGAGCGAGAGAUUGCCGAUUAUUACGCACUCCAGCGUUCACGGCGACAGUUAGGGGCCAGUGACUUAAGGGCCUCAUCCGACGCUGGAGAUGGUUCUGGAUCUAGCUUCAACGGAGCAACCAGCCAAGGAGGCGAUUCACAUGACCGGUCUACUGGAAGAGGUGGUGGUAUUAGAAGCUCCUGGCACGGAAACGCUCCAACUACUCGACGCAGAGAACCUGGACUAGCGGAUCUAGCUGAGUCAACGGAGUCGCAGUUAAGAGAUGGGGACCCAACAUUGUCCAGAAACCAGAUGGUCGACAUAGGUUUAGAAGACACCCUGAGGACCGAAGAGGACGACGACCCUCCUGAAGAUCUGAUGGAAAACCCCCCUUCAAUCCAACAUCUGCGCAAGCCGAUUCGAUUGACAAAAAACGAGUAUGACUCAGAAGGGUCGGAGAAUGAGAGCAUUCAAGGACGACUGCUUACACAUUCACGGAAUGCUUCGGGCGGAGAUGAAUCAAUUCCUGACAGCAUACAACCUGCCAUUCAUCAGCCAAGACAUGAUCCUUUCUGGGGCCAAGUCUACUUCCUUGCGCUUGCAGCCAUGUGUACCACAUGGUUCCUCGUCUUCCUUCACACGCAAUCGCCUAGCACCAAUCAACCUCUCGGCGACACUAUCUACACAGCACUGCACGGAUCCUUUUACCUUUUAGCGACUUAUACCCUUGUAGCGACUUUUGUUUCCUUAUUUUGGCUCGCGGCCCUCCGGUCAUAUGUUCGAUACCUGGUCUACGGCUUCUUGGUUGCAGUACCGGUUAUCCUUUACGCGUUCUCCCUCUAUCCCCUGAUUGCGAGCUACAAGGGCUCGUGGCAUGGCUCAAGUAUCCAGGAUGUAUUAAUGAGGUGGAGUUCACUGAUUCCUGCCGCGCUGGCAACCCUAUGGAUCCUAGCUGUUCUCCGUGGAAGGAUGGCCAUGCAGAGAGCCAUUUCAAUCCUGGAAUUUGCGACUAGGAUAUUGGCCGCGAACCCAACGUUAGUGUUGGUUGGCUUUUCCACCCUGGGAUUCAUUAUCAGUUUCACCUGGGUGUGGCUGUCUAUGUUCACCAGAGUCUUCCUCAGCGGACACCCCUCAACUCGGUCGACCAUCAGCAAAUUCGUCAUUGACACCUCCACGUGGUGGUUAGGAGUGUAUUUCAUCCUGGUGUAUCUCUGGACGAUCGCCCUUGCCUUUGGGAUGCAACGGACAAUCACCUCAGCCACUGUAUCGCAAUGGUAUUUCCAUCGUCUAGCCGUGCCAGCCCCGACCCCUCAAGCCAUCGUCAAAGCCGCCCUCUACCACUCUGCAACGACGCUUUUUGGCACGAUUGCGUUGUUCACCGGUUUGAGCCUCUUGGUCAGACUACCUUUGCUGGUAUUUCCUCGACGACUCACAACGCUCCUUGGAGUUGCGAUGUAUUCAUUUAUUCCGAGUCCAAUCGUUGUGCUCAUCAAUCCACUCACACUUACUUAUGCCGCCAUUCAUUCUCAGCCUUUAAGCAUCAGUGCAAGAGGACUCUCUCAGAUGCAAUUCCUCGCGCCAAACGACGCCACCACGGCCCUCCAUCCACAUACAUUCUCCCAACGCCGGAGGAGUGAUGGGUGGACUGGUGAUUCUGCGCCCCUUUUGCCGUAUCGACUAGCCAAGCUUGUGCUCCAUGCAACUCGGUUCAUCAUGUCACUAGCUUUGGGGUUCGGUGGAUGGGUCACAACUGCUAGAUCUUUGAGACUUGAAGGCGCGGGGAUGCGAGGCAGCCUUUACGCUUACAUAGUUGGCCUGAUGGCCGGAGCCAUUGGUUGGGGCAUCCUCGGAGCGAUGGAGGGCGUCCUUGCGUGCGUUGUCGAUGCGGUGGUUGUAUGCUGGGGCACCGAAGUCGGUAGCACUGGCACUGGAGAGGUCCGAUAUUGUAGAGAGGCAGGAAAUCUGUUUGGCGACAACGAAGACAGAGCCGGAGGACGCGUCAGUUUAGCUUGA
Messenger RNA from Capronia epimyces CBS 606.96, 2280 nucleotides. RefSeq lists its product as uncharacterized. Gene Ontology annotation, cellular component: plasma membrane. Gene Ontology annotation, molecular function: transmembrane transporter activity. Gene Ontology annotation, biological process: transmembrane transport. The record is from RefSeq and is a predicted model, not a curated record. Bases 1 to 2280 code for a protein of 759 amino acids. NCBI's taxonomy places the organism in Eukaryota, Fungi, Ascomycota, Eurotiomycetes, Chaetothyriales, Herpotrichiellaceae. The transcript is spliced from 2 exons.